AUGACUGCACCCGCCACAAAACAGCGAAUUAUCAUCACUGGUGCCUCAGGAGUCCUAGGAACUGCUGUACGCGAAGCCUUCGAACGUGCAGGGAAUUUUCAAAUCCUCAGUCUUUCUCACACACGAUCAGGCAACGACCUAAUCAGACUCGACCUUGUUGACAAGAAUGAGGUCGACAAAGUAUUUACUGCAUUUAACCCCGACUGGGUGAUCCAUUGCGCUGCAGAAAGGAGACCGGAUGUCGCUGAAAAGGAUCCUGAUGGUACCCGCAGACUCAAUGCAGAAGUUCCCGCUCAUCUCGCUUCCAUGGCCAAAUCUUUGAAUUACACUCUGGUCUAUAUUUCUACGGACUACGUGUUUGACGGUACUUGUCCUCCCUACGGCCCGUCUGCGAAGACGAACCCGCUUCAGCUUUAUGGAAAGACCAAACGUGAUGGCGAAGAGGCCGCAAUGUCCAUGGACCGCGCAAAGGUCAUCGUUCUGAGAGUCCCGGUCCUGUACGGCCCAGCGCCGAAGAAUUCUGAUAGCGCCAUCAACAUCCUCCUUGACGUCGUUCAGGACCAAUCAGGGAAAACCUAUAAGAUGGAUCACUAUGCGACGCGUUACCCUACCAACGUCGUUGAUAUCGGCAAUUUCCUAGUCAAGCUUACUGAGCUCAAGAAACCCAUCCCUCCCAUCCUCCAUUAUUCUGCCGCCGAGCCCUUCACCAAAUACGAGAUCUGCCUCAUAUUUUCCAAGAUACUUGGGUUACCCCAUAAGCACAUCAUCCCUAAUGCCGAGCCGCCUACAGGCCCUGGGGCAACGACCCGUCCCAAAGAUUGCCAACUAUAUACACAAGAAACCGAGGAUCUUGGAAUUGAGGGCGGCCUUGGCUUAUCGCUUUUCGAGGAGUGGUGGACUCAAUACCUCAACAAGUAA
Molecule: messenger RNA, 918 nt
Organism: Desarmillaria tabescens
Lineage: Eukaryota; Fungi; Basidiomycota; Agaricomycetes; Agaricales; Physalacriaceae
Exons: 8
Coding region: 1-918 (305 amino acids)
Biological process (GO): S-adenosylmethionine biosynthetic process
Cellular component (GO): methionine adenosyltransferase complex
Molecular function (GO): methionine adenosyltransferase regulator activity
Source: RefSeq, a predicted model, not a curated record